AUGGCAGAGAUGGGAAUGGGAAGGCUCCAGGAGGCAGAGGGCGGGAGACGCAGGGCAGAGCGGCAUUGUUGGAAAUUCUUCGCGCCCGGGAGCGUGAACUUUGCUCGUUACUAUCAAGAGCUUCUGCAGAAGGAUGGAGUCAAUGCGGGUCGAAGACAGGAUAGUGAGCGGGCGAGCUGCGAGGCUUGGAUGUGGCCGUCUGGGGCGUUCGCCAGGGCUGAAUGGAGUAAGAGGGAAAGCAGCAGAGCAGGCAUCGAUGCCGACUCUGCGCAAUUUGCUCUCAUCGUGGGAGCAAUCCUCAAGAAAGCCAUAAUUAGACCAUUGCAUAUGAGCAACGGCCGUGGGAAGACUCUGACGCAGGCGGUGAUGAUGCGGCAUUCCGCCAAACGCAACCUGGACACAACCAUCAUGUAUCAUGGACCUGGUGCGGCGCGUUUUCCGGUACGAGACCUGGACUUUGCUGUCCUGCAUCCCCUCACCCACACAGAUGGCCCGGGGGAACGCAUGCUACGCGUGCCCCGCUUUAUCAUGUCGAGAAUCGAGAAUGCGACCAGAGCGCGUCGCGAUCGCCUAGAGGCUAGAAGUGCCCGUCUUACCAACUUACCGAUCCCAGAGUGUCCGGCAACCAAGACGGACACAUCCUCCAGUGGCGCCGCAUUCAAUCUCGUCGGGGUAGCUUCAAUCCCCGAUCUGCCUUCGCGUUCCCGACAACCGGAAGCGCAAGGGCGGCGGCGAGCACGCGACACCCACGGGGGCGUUCUAGCUCCCUUGGUGGCGCAGAGAACGAGGUCUGAGAAAGUUUGGCGCAAAUUCACCGCACAAAUCUUAGCAGAAUUCGUUGGGAAGAGCUCGAUUUCGAGCCUGUCAAAGUUCUUGCGACGACACUGGACAGAAAUCCCAGACCUGGAUUGA
This is a messenger RNA of Epithele typhae, 912 nucleotides long. RefSeq lists its product as uncharacterized. The transcript is spliced from 6 exons. The coding region runs from base 1 to 912 and encodes 303 amino acids. NCBI's taxonomy places the organism in Eukaryota, Fungi, Basidiomycota, Agaricomycetes, Polyporales, Epitheliaceae. The record is from RefSeq and is a predicted model, not a curated record.